UUGUAGGUCUUGGUCUGAAGCUCUCUAGCCGAUUUUCAUCAUUGUCUAUCUCUUAUUCCCAUAGAAUAAUUCGAAACAUCCAUGGAAGAGCUCCAGAACAUCGGCUACAGAGGUAUUGGAGAAGGAUUAUCACCAGCUAUUCGUUACAAUGACUUAUCGUCAAGUGAACUGUCUCUUAGCCUGAUUGAUGACUGGCAGACGCUACCUUCACUUCGAACUCCUGCACCCGAGCCCACCCCUCAUGCAUCGACAACACAAGCUCCUGUCCACAGUGAUGUGGAAAAUGAGUCCAGUGAAGGCCCUUCAGAAACACUUCACGAAACCCACCAUAUACGCUUAACACAGGAGCAGUCCUUGCAUGUCGGUUUGACUCCUCUCGAGAGAUACUGCUGUCAUGCCGAACAACACGAGCAGCUCGCAGUAGGUCAGGUAACAGGCCGCGGGUCACUCGCACGACUGGGCGAGCUCAGCGAAUCGCUCUAUAGUGCCGCAAGAAUACUUCCAGGAUGCACAUCUCGAUCUUCAGCGCCUUCCCCCUCGAGCCAAAGCUCAAGUUCUGAUAGAGACAUCAACGUGACUGCCACGCUCGCGAUUGAUCUCUGUAUAAAGGGCUCGUCUGAGCUGCAGACACUGUCGCACGAAGAACAGGCGAAACACCUGCACAAAAUUGCUAAACUGAGGAGGCGUAUUAGAGCGGAAGGGGCAGGGCGAAUGAGGAGGCCGGCACGGGUUCGCAAACGAAGUAACAAGUCAGGAGAGACAGGUCAAAGUGGCGAUGGAUCAUAGUGAAUACACGUAUACAGUCCAAGAGUUACUAGAAUACAUUAUCAGACCUACUGGAUAGGGUAAGGAUGUAAUGGCUAGGUCAAGCGAAUGCUCGACAUGUAUCAUUAGGACGAGGCUCUAAACGAUUAGCUCAGUCUUGAUAUGUCGUCUGGUAAUAUUUAUAAUCAAUAAGGGACAGACUUUAGAAUAGUAGAAUGAAGCUAUAUGAACACUUCAUACUGUGGGGAAGAACGCGACAAAUUGCGAGGGGGUGCGCUUUGCGAAUAGUCUCAACCUCGACCACACUGGCACUACAUAAUUCUGGCCUAUGAAUCUGUUACGGAUUGAGAGCUCAUAUUACUAAACUCACCUUUUUGUGCUGUUUCAAGAGAGACAGGUUUACC
Molecule: messenger RNA, 1169 nt
Organism: Xylaria bambusicola
Lineage: Eukaryota; Fungi; Ascomycota; Sordariomycetes; Xylariales; Xylariaceae
Exons: 3
Coding region: 82-786 (234 amino acids)
Source: RefSeq, a predicted model, not a curated record